CCCACAAUGCUCUGGGCUUGAUAGUUUCAAACAUGGCGGACACCUACAAACUUGGAGACCUAGUUUGGGCCAAGAUGAAGGGUUUCUCUCCCUGGCCGGGCAAGAUAAUACCUGCCAGAGAUAAUGUUAAGAAGCCCAGCAAGAAGCACUGCCAUUUUAUAUACUUCUUUGGCAGUGAAAACUAUGCGUGGAUUGAAUCUGCGAACAUGAAGCCAUAUUUCCAGUACAAAGGUCGUCUUAUGAACGCCAACAAAACCUCCACUUUUAAGGAAGCUGUGGAUUGUAUUGAAAAAUACAUAGGAGAAAAUAACAUUUUGGUUCCAGACCUAAAAGAGGAUACCAAUGACACAAAUCAUGAGGAAAAGAGCAUCACACCGCCCAAAGAAAGAAAAAUAAAGGGUACACCAAAAAGGCGACCAAACAGUGAUGCAUCUAAUGUUGGGAGUAGUGGGAGUGCUAAACGUCUCAAGACAGAAUCAAUCAAACUUAAAGAUUCAUCACUAACGAUCUCUCCAACGAGUCACAAUUCAAAGGCUCGAGUAUCAGCUCUUCUCAACAGACCAGUUCACAUUGAAAGACCAGAAACACCGCCAUUGGAUGUGGGCAGUGUAAGUCAGACAUUGAAAGACAAAAAAAUUGAACCCUCUGGGCUAAAGUUUGGGUUUUUAGGCUUGGGUAUCAUUGGAUCUGGCAUUGUCAAGAAUCUUCUGAACAGUGGGCACAGUGUUAUGGUGUGGAACAGAUCUUCAGAAAAGUGUGGAGACUUUGUAAAUGCUGGAGCAAAGGAGAUGAUGACCCCAUCAGAUGUCAUUGCUGCAGCAGAUAUCACAUUUUCUUGUGUAUCUGAUCCACAGGUUGCCAAGAAUAUGGUGUUUGGAAACUGUGGUGUCUUACAGGAGAUCUCUGCAGACAAGGGUUAUGUAGAAAUGACUGGCAUCGAUGCUGACACAUCACAAGAUAUUGCAGAGGCCAUUAGUAGUCGAGGUGGGCGCUACCUUGAGGCACAGGUGCAGGGCAGCAAGGUACAAGCAGAGGAGGGAACUUUGGUCAUUUUAGCAGCUGGAGACAGAUCACUCUUUGAUGACUGCCAGAGUUGUUUUCAAGCCAUGGGCAAAAAUUCCUUUUAUCUAGGUGAAGUUGGUAAUGCAAGCAAAAUGAAUCUUGUGUUGCAAGUUAUGGCAGGGGUAACGUUAGCGGGACUAGCAGAAGGAAUGGCUUUAGCAGAUCGUGCAGGUUUACAACAAAAAGAUGUUAUGGAGAUCAUGGAACUAACCUCACUGGCUUGUCCACUUAUGAUUGAGAAAGGCAAAGCUAUUAUUGAAGGAGGAUUCCCCACACACCUGCCACUUCAGCACAUGCAGAAAGAUCUCCGUCUUGGGAUGCUAAUGGGAGACACAUUGGAACUACCUUUACCACUCACUGCUGCUACCAAUGAAGUUUUCAAACAUGCAAAACGACUUGGUUAUGGAGAACAUGAUGUCUCCAGUGUUUACAUACGUACUCGAUUCUAACAGAAAGUUUAAAUGUGAUUUGAAUUGUUGUGGAAGGAAAGAGUAUAAACCACAGGCAUCAGUAAAUACAUGCACUGUAAAUUAAAGUAUUUGUUUACAUCAUUAUUUGAUAUGCAGUUUCAGACAAAUGAGUUGAGUCCACUUAGUCCAUCACAGUGGUGGGGUGUUCAUCACAUUUGGUAACAGUCACGUGUAGUAAUGGAUUUUCACUGCAGCUGUGGCGAAGCAAACCUCGAUAUUUGCCUCUUUCAACAUGGCUGUGAGUGGUAUGUAAAUAAAUUUGCACAAGAUAUAUGUGAUGAAAAAGGUAUAAUUUUAAAAUUAUUAUAUAAACAAAAUAUUUUUACUUUAAUAAUGUUAAAUGUAUGCAAUUUCUGAGUGAUUUUAUUAUUUUUACUCACUUAAUGGAUCUACGAAUCUUUUACUAUUAACUUGUUAAUUAAUGUACAAGUAAACCUUUAUUUACGAUGUCCCCAUCUUCGAUAAUCUGCAUUACCGAUGUUGAUAUAUUAAGACCACUUCCCUAUUUGCAAAAUAACAAACCUGCAUUAACGAUAUCCAUCAUCCCACCAACUCGGAAUAUGGAACGUAUCAUUCACUUCAUCUACCUGAAUGCUGCCUCAUGGCCAUCUGGUGAACUACAAUCCAGGCUGUAUAUGUAAGGAAUGGACCUGAGUGUUUAUUGGUCAUUAUCCUUUUUUCUUCUUUUUUUUUACAGUGAGAGGACAUCAAUAAAGUUCAUGUUGUAUUGUUUUAGUUACUGUGAGGUGCUUUCACUCUAACUGUGAAGUAGUUUCCCUGUUUUAGUGUCUGUGAAGCGCUUUCACUCUUGUCUAUGAAAUGCUUUCACUCAUUAUAUUUUCUUUCUUUCCAAGGCAAAUUAGGACAAUGGAAUUUUAUUUCCACAACUUUUAUGGUUUCUUAUGUAAGCAGACUCUGGCAGUUGGCACUUGCCACGAAUUAUGAAUAUUUUAUGGUGAUAUAUAUAUAUAUAUAUAUAUAUAUAUAUAUGAAAGAGAUAGUAAUAGAGAUAACUAUGAAGCUAAGAACACAAAUUUGUAUUUCGUGAAUUAUCAAGAAUUCACUGUACCUAUCAAAUCUCAACCAAAAUAUUUCCUUGACAUGUUUAGUACAGUUCUAUAUUUUAAGAUGUAAGUAAUUCUCUAAACAAUGUGAUAAGAUAGUACUCUAACUUAUCUGGUAUCAUUUCUCCUCUAACAAUGAAUUUUACCAGGGAAAAGUGGAACAGAAGGUCUGUGAACAUCACCCGUCUUUACAAAUGUUGUUUUCUGAGUUUUUACUCAGAUGACGAUGAAGUGUCUAAUCGUCAGGUUCUCUCUCUCAGCCUUUGAACCAAUUUACCAUUACCUACUCUCUUGCUUAUGUUUAAUGGUGGGCCAAAAAUGACGUAAAAUGUAUGAGAAAGUUUUUUUUAUCUUGAUCCGGUUCAGACACGUGGAAACGAAAAGUUCGCCGAGCAGUGACUGGUUAUGUCAGUGACAUCACCAGCCCAGUAGGUUGAAAAGUCCUUGCUCAAGUUUUUUGUUUUACAAUACUGUAUUGUACAGAAUAUUAUAUAUUGAUUUGGAAAUGUAAUUUUAUUUUACUUUUAUUCGUCUAUUUUCAAAGUAAAUACGAAUAGAAUAAUGAUGCAAAUUGAAUCAGGUCCUAAAUUAACCAGGGAUUUAGAUAUGAAUUGUUGUAAGUUGGAUAUUUGUAAUUCAAUGCUUUCCUGUAUGCUCUUGCUGGCAGUUCAUAUGUGACUAGUGGAAGCAUCUACCUACUCUUGAGACCUUAGUUUGGCAACACGUCUCACCAGUUACGACCACUCUUAAUGAGACAAAUAUUGAGGUUUGCUUCAACCUGGCAGCCAGGUGAAUGAACGCCUUGGUGAAAAUCCACAAAUACAUGUGACUAUUACCAAUUGCGAUGAUGGACUAGAUGGGCUUGGCUCAUUUGUCCGCAACUGUACAUGUCCUCGGAUACAAGGUUUGAAAAUGUUACCAGUCUUUUCUUUUUUCUCUCCAGUAGUUCAUUAAAACCUUUGACAUAAGGGAAAAAGGAAUGAUUCAGAGAUUUUGAUAGUGUACCUUUUUUAAGUGCUUUUUUUACCAAUUGCCUGAUGAAUAAAAUGUGUCGUUUAACAUUUUGUUAUGUGCAUAGUCAUUGGUGUGUAAAGUGACUGCAAGCUGGACAGGUCAGUAUAUUGUGAAUGUUAACUAUGGAAGAAUUUGGGUGUUUUUUUUUUUGUACCACCAACUGUUAAAAUUUAUUUUGAUAUGGUAGUUAGUUUGACAUGAUAUCAGGUAAGAUUUAGGCAAGUUAUCCCAAAUAUGAAUCCAGCCCUUAUUCUUCAGUCUAUCUAUUUAGUCAUAAGUGUGAAUGGUUUACUGGAUGAACAGAUAUAAUUUUCAAGUCAUCAAUCCUUAUGAAUACACCAAGUGCGGUAAAAAAUAUAUUGGUAAAGUUUACAUGAAGAGUGAGACUUGAUAUUAUUCUAGUAAAUAGAAAAAUAUUUUUUACAAUAAUCAUGUUUUGUUUUUUAGGUUUAUGUAAGUCAAUGAUAAUGCAGUAGUUAAAAGAAUUAAUAGGUUUUAAAUAGAGUGGAGGGAUGAUGAAAGUUAGAGACAGUCAUUGCUCACUCAUUGGUCCUUAAUGAUGUCAAGGUGCAAAUUUAUUAAUCAUUUAUUCUAUUUUGAUGUACAGUAAAACUCAUUUCACCUCUCAGUAUCAACUAAUUGUUUACAUUUGUGAAUGUACAGCAGUCUAUGUGGCCACUGCUAUGCCCUGUUGGCAUUGCUUAGAAAUUACUCUCUCCCACUCCAACAACAACACAUAGUACAAAAUUACCCACAGUCACUUGGUGCACUACAUAUAAUGUAGAUUAUAAUAUAUAACUGUAAAGAAAGACAAGGACCAAGAAGCUACACAAAACACACACAAUAAACCCUUGACUUCUGCAAGGGAAAAGAUCUCUGGAAAAUGGGAUGUGAUCCAGGCUUUAAAUUUUUAUCUUCUCUCCCUCACUCAUCUCAUGAUAUUAACAAUCAGAAACCCCAAAUACCCCAUUAUAGUAAAGAUUUUGAAUGACCAAACUAUAUGUAUAUUUCGAAUUGGACAAUAUAAAUAUACCAAACUCUUGGUUUUAGGACAAAGUUGGACCACCAUGCCUUAAGGCACAAGGUGACUUUAUUUGUUAAUCAUUCUUAUGUUAUCACUUGUGCUUAUGUUGGUCUCCCAUCCCUCAAUGCAUUUUCAUUGAUAUUUUUGUGUAUGUGAUAUUUGUAAUGACAUCUGUUUUUACACAUUCGUGAUACACUGAAAGAAUAAAUACUGCACAAUAAAAACUAUUUUUGAGAAGUUUAAUAGAUAGAUUCCUUGGGAACACUCGCCAUACUGGUACAAGAGCCAAUAAACUACGUAGGUGGUUUGACAAGUUCCAGUGCUUGAGAACACACACACACUUCACCACUUGGCUCGGUCAAUUAUACCUGUAGUACAUAAGAACUCGCAACAGAAACAGAUUCCCAUUAUAUUUGUUACUCAUUUUUUAAUUCAGGGGCUAAAUUUUUUCAUCAUGUUUUUCAAUACACAGAUUUUUCUGUGGAAAUCAAAGUACUUGUACAGUAUUACAUUUAUUGUCCAUAAUUCCUGGCAUUAUACAUGAUUUAGCAAAGAGGGUGGCUUGGAAAGGAAAAUUAUGGUCAAGUUGGUUCAUCAGAGUACAUGUAUAUUGAAAUUGCAAACCAGAAGAGUGCAGAAAUCAAAGGUUUAGAUACAGUACAUAUACAGGUAUACAAUACAUGCAUUCACAUUUAUGCACAUGCAUGCACAAACAUUCAAUAGUGGAUCGACAAGAAUAUUCUGUAGGACAUUUUGUAUCAAUCAUUUAGGAUUUGGGGGGAAAGUUUUCACCUAAAAAGUAGAAUUGAUGAUAUGAGCACCAUACUGUUUUUAUUCUUCGCAUAUUCAUAAUGAUUUUAAUGUUUAUUUACUUUUUUAUGCUGCUUAAAAAAAAAUAUAAUAAGACAUGGUAUGGGUCUGUUGUCUGUAUGGGUGUCUGUAAAUUUUUCCAUGUUUGAGCAGAACUUAUGUAUCAAUAAAUAUUUUGAUGAAA
Messenger RNA from Homarus americanus (American lobster), 5628 nucleotides. RefSeq names its product putative oxidoreductase GLYR1 homolog (gene Ndf). The coding region runs from base 33 to 1511 and encodes 492 amino acids. The transcript has 12 exons. NCBI's taxonomy places the organism in Eukaryota, Metazoa, Arthropoda, Malacostraca, Decapoda, Nephropidae. Gene Ontology annotation, molecular function: oxidoreductase activity, acting on the CH-OH group of donors, NAD or NADP as acceptor; NAD binding; NADP binding. The record is from RefSeq and is a predicted model, not a curated record.